Diorhabda sublineata is the source of this 2236-nucleotide messenger RNA. Its product is annotated as SCAN domain-containing protein 3-like. The coding region runs from base 112 to 1917 and encodes 601 amino acids. NCBI's taxonomy places the organism in Eukaryota, Metazoa, Arthropoda, Insecta, Coleoptera, Chrysomelidae. The record is from RefSeq and is a predicted model, not a curated record. The transcript has 2 exons.
UGACAUCAGUUGAAUAAUAGCACUGUGCACUUUGUGUUUUACUUUGUUAUCCUCAACGAAAGGAAUACUAAUUUGAUUCGAAGUUUCGAAGAAAAAUAACCUAUACUAAGCAUGUCCCAAUCAAAAAAGAAAUGUAGACAGUACAAUGUUGAUUAUCUGAAGUUUGGCUUUAUUCCAUCAUUGUCGAAUAAACAACUGCCAUUGUGCCUUAUAUGCAACAAAGUAUUUAGCAAUGACGCCAUGAAGCCAUCUAAGCUGGAAGAUCAUUUAAGAAGAUGUCAUCCAGAUAAAUUAGAUAAAGAUUUGAAAUAUUUUCAAACUCUCAAAGAGAAUCUUCAGAAGAGAUCCACGCUGGACAAAAUGUUCACUUUGACGUCACAAAGAAAUGAUGGUGGUUUUCGAGCGUCUUAUAAUAUCUCGCUACUUAUAGCAAAAUCCGGAAAACCGCAUACCAUUGGAGAGCAGUUAAUUUUGCCAGCCGUUGAAGAGGUUAUAAAGACUGUUUUACACAAACCUGCGUUUGAUAUCAUAAAGAAAAUACCCUUAAGCAACAAUUCUGUUCAAAGACGCAUUGAUGAAAUGAGUGAUGAUAUUGAAAACUUCCUAUGUAAAUAUUUGCAAACGACCCAUUUCUCUAUACAACUGGACGAGUCAACUUUACCUGGAAAUGAAGCAUUAUUACUAGCAUAUGUUCGCUUUAUUAUGGAUCAAAAUAUCCACGAAGAAUUGCUAUUUGCGAGAACUUUGGCAACGGACACUAAAGGCGAAUCAAUUUUUCAUGUUUUGAGGGAUUACUUUAUUGAAAAAGAAAUUCCUCUAUCAAAUAUAAUAUCUGUAGCUACCGAUGGAGCACCUGCCAUGGUUGGUCGAUAUCGUGGAUUUAUAAGCUUUUUAAAAGAAAGCGUACCCGGGGUAUUAGCAGUACAUUGCGUCAUCCAUAGACAACACCUAGUUGCUAAAAAUUUGAAUGAAAGAUUGCAUGAAUCUCUGCAAUUUGUCAUUGACGCAGUAAACCGAAUCCGCAGCAAUGCGUUGAAUACGCGAUUAUUUGCGCAGUUGUGUGAAGAUAACGACGAGAACUUCCACCAAUUACUUCUUCACACUAAUGUGCGUUGGCUGUCGAAAGGUUUAUGCUUGGUAAGAUUUUUUGCACUUUUUGAAACUGUUCUAGAGUUUCUCGAUGGUAGAUAUGAAAAUUUAAAAGAAAGUUUAUUAAAAAGAAAAACGGACAUCGCGUAUUUGACCGAUUUAUUUGCUGAAUUGCAUGAAUCUCUGCAAUUUGUCAUUGACGCAGUAAACCGAAUCCGCAGCAAUGCGUUGAAUACGCGAUUAUUUGCGCAGUUGUGUGAAGAUAACGACGAGAACUUCCACCAAUUACUUCUUCACACUAAUGUGCGUUGGCUGUCGAAAGGUUUAUGCUUGGUAAGAUUUUUUGCACUUUUUGAAACUGUUCUAGAGUUUCUCGAUGGUAGAUAUGAAAAUUUAAAAGAAAGUUUAUUAAAAAGAAAAACGGACAUCGCGUAUUUGACCGAUUUAUUUGCUAAAUUUAAUACGAUGAAUUUGCAGUUGCAAGGUGACAGUUUAAAUUUGAUUAAGACAAAGUCGGUCAUUUCAGCGUUUCUUGUCAGAAUUAAAAUGAUGAAGCAAAACAUUGGACGGAGCGAAUUUUCACAAUUUCCCAAUUUAUCCCAAGUAAACUGCCAAGAAGACGAUGUUCCAGUCUAUGUGCAUCAUUUGAAUGCACUCUACUCAGAUUUUGAAACGAGAUUCGAAGAUAUUUUGACGCUAGUAAUACCACAAUGGAUUAUUAAUCCUUAUGGUGAUAUUGAGGAGGCGGAUAUCUCAUUACAAGAAGAAUUAAUUGGAAUAAGUACAAACGAAGAACUUAAGGUAGAGUUCAGAAAGGGUUAUCAAUAAUUUUGGCUUCAGAAAGACAUACCUGCUACAUAUCCCGGAGUGUGGAAUAUCACGAGAAAGUUUUUAAUUGCCUUUCCGUUUUCAUAUUUCGUAGAAAGAGGUUUCAGUGCAGUUACUAAUCUUAUUACAAAAAAAAGAAACAAACUGGACAUAGUAAACCGAGGAGAUUUGAGAUUAAAUGUUACUAAAUUGAAGCCAAAUGUUGAUAAUUUGUUAUUAAAGCAUCAAGUUCAUCCCUCGCAUUGAAUGAAUUAAUUUCUUUUUUUUUACAACACAUUUUGUUUAAAAUUUAAUUAAUAAAUUAGUUAAUGUAUAAAAA